AUGGCUUUCACCAGCUGGAGGACUUGGUUGUCAGAGACCUCUCUGCUAACAACAUUUUCAAAAGAAGAACUGUCACAAUGGGUCUACGUGGAGCCCUUCAGUACAAGGAGAGAGGUAGGAAGUCCUUUUCCUCUUUUUGGGUGGAAGAGCAAGGCCUCUCCAGUUUUCAACUGGUUCUUCUUCUUGUGUGCAACAAACUUUCAUGGCAGCAUCAGACUUCUCACAAGGCACAAAUUCGCAUGUUGCCUUCAAUAA
Molecule: messenger RNA, 255 nt
Organism: Knipowitschia caucasica
Lineage: Eukaryota; Metazoa; Chordata; Actinopteri; Gobiiformes; Gobiidae
Source: the annotation of a GenBank genome assembly